AGACGGUGCUAGUGCUGGAAGACAGGAAUUAAACGUUUCAAGAAGUGUCGAAAACAACUUUUAAAGUUACAUAUGUAAGGGUUACAGCUUACGUCGGCAUGUGUUAGUAUCUUAAAGAGAAGCAGCAACUUUGGCAGUACGUCUCUCUUACUGCUAUAGGAAUUACAUUCACUUUCGGAAGAUGUCAGCCCCCAGCAACUCGCUUCAGCAGCCGAGGGUGAGACGCAGCAAUGCGGGCUCCCCCGGCUCGUUCAACAACAGCAGCUGCCGUUUGUACCCCAUCCGUGCCACCGUGCCCUACCAGCUCCUGCGUGCGGGUCAGAGCAGCCCGACGCGGGCGCAGACCCUCUACGGAGGAGCCACGAACAGCCGAGGCUCAAGCCCCCCCUCCAGCCCGACACUCAGUUCAGGAAGUGCAAAUGCAAAGCAAAGACUGUCCCCCGAAAAUAGGGACUCCUCCUGUCCCCCAGACUCUCCAGUUUCCAGAGCAGAAAGGUCCAAGUUACAGGUUCGGAGUUCCAGUGCCAUCCGGCGGACAUCUUCCCUGGAUGCCAUCACAGGGCCAUACCUCACCGGCCAGUGGCCCCGGGAUUCCCAUGGACCCUACCCUUCCUGUAUGAAAGACAAAGCCACACAGACUCCAGGUCUCUGGAUCGACGAAGGAGCAGAACAGGGAAGUCCUCACCAGAGGUCAGCCUCCUGGGGCAGCGCAGACCAUCUCAAAGAGCAGAUUGCUAAACUGAGACUGCAGCUGCAGCGCAGCAAACAGGUCAGUCGGCAGAGUAAAGACAGGGAGCAGAGCUCACUGCAGCUGCCACAACAGGCGCAGCACAGCAAUGCAUGCCAACCUCAGUACAAAGGAACUUCAUCAGCCUUGUCGACAAUCCCUGUGCCAAAAUCCCUCAUAUGCAGAGUGCCGAGCAGCGUGGAGGGCAUCAACCAUGAACUAGAAAAUGUGUUCAUCAGAGAGGACUGGGAGCAGGGGAUACAGGCCAUGGAUGUGGUGGAUGGCCGUCGCCCCCCCUUCCCUCCGCAUCGCUACAGCAAUGGCGGGGACACACGUGACACAGACACGCAGGCCCCUUCCAGUGGCGACUCCAGCCCAUCGCCCCGGCCCUGCAGCUCUGACCACCUCCACUCCCCCGACGGAAGCCCCUGUUCUGCAGAGGACAUCGACAAAGAUGGUGUGUGCAGUUCUCCUCUCCCUAAGUUUGCCACUUCUCCCAAACCUAACAACAGCUACAUGUUUAAACGGGAACCUCCAGAGGGCUGUGAGAAGGUCAAAGUGUUUGAAGAGUUGGUGUCUGGCAAAUCAAAAGGCUUCCCUCUUUUCUCAUGCCCGGACAAAAACAAGGUGAACUUCAUUCCCAGGGGCUCUGCCUUCUGCCCUGUCAAACUCCUCUGCUCCUCCCUCUUCUCCCCGGUUUCUCCCUCGUCCUGCUCCUCGGCCAGCCCCGGUGUUCAUGGCAACGAGAGCCCUGGGCCUCAGGUGACCCCGACUCUACCCACUGCACCACUACCUACCUUUCCGGCCUCCACUGACUGGAGCACCGACAAAAGCACAGGUGUAAACACAGACAACAGCACAGACAGCCAGAGCCCCGACGCAGAUAUGGGGAAAGAUGGCUCAGCACAAGUUCUCCUCACCAGCUAGUCCUCAGGUAUUCAUGACCAAACCACCUACAGCUCAAACAUUUCAACUAGUCAGGUGGUAAGGUUUCAAAAAAGAAAAAAAAAAAAAUUCCUUGCACUCCGUUAAUCCUAACAUUAGCCAGCAGGGAGUGCCCAAGGUCCAGAGAUGACAAACACUUUGGAGGAUAAUAGUACCAGCAUCCUGCUGCACAAGCAUUACUGCUCGGUCCCAGUGUUUGUCUCGCUCAUGUGAUGUUUUAUCAAGAAAAACUUGAUGGUUUGGCCGUUCCCAUUCAGAUUUUAGAGAGCACUGACCUUGGGCACAGCCUCCCUUCACCCGUCACUAACCUAGCCUUCUCCUCUGUACCCUGACAUCACCCAUAACAAAAAUAGCUUUGCUUUCUUUUGCAAAAAGUAGAGGUGACUGCUCAAAUUAUUGUGUUGCGUAGCGCCGGCAGUUCUAUCAAGUUGAAAUUAAAAAGGAAAAAUCCAAAACUUUGACAAGAGACAACUAUCAGAAACACAUUCUACUCAUGUUAUCUAACCAGCUUAUUAGCUGUUAAGUGUUCAGCGAGCUCAAAUCUAAAGUACAUAUAUGUAAGCUUUUUGACAGGAUGGGAAAUGCUUGUUUCAUCUUUUUAACAUACCGGGAUGUCUUACAGUCAGAAUACCUUUCCCCACAUUAACCACAAAGUUUGCACUUGUUAAGACCAGGUCCAUGGCCUUUUUUAUUUGUUUAUUUUAAAGUAUUCGUAGCACAGUGUCUGUGUGAAACCAGCAGUGACUGGAGUGCAGGCUCCACCCAACAGGCUUACAAUCCAAGACUUAGAUCUGCAUUUCUAGUCUGAUCACUAUUUAAACUCCGUAAGCUCAACACAAAAUGCUAAUAUCAGCUGUUUAUUCAGAGACCAAAAAACCAAUCACAAAGCACACAAAUCCCCCAUUGCCUUCUUUUAUUGCCCCACACUACCCAGAACAAUAACUCAGGUUAUGUGGAAUGUACUUGCUUGGACUAUGUUGCCUUUCCCCAGUGUUUGACUUUCUUCUACAGAAAGACAAUACAGUCUUUCGCAGAGAUGUUUUAUUUUUUCCCUGGAGAGGGAGGUUAUUACAGACUGAAUCAGCUGAUUGAUGUCACAAUUUGUGACAGAUGGCUUUUGCAUUAACCUGUUCAGGUUAGAGUUUCAGGUGCUAUGACACAUUCCAGAGAUCACCGUUGCAUUGGUCAACCGUGAGUUCUCAUGUAAAUGGAACUAGCUAAAUAAGCUACAUCCUCCCAAAAUUAAGAAGUUGACAAUUAUGUUGUUUGUUUUGCCCCUUUGUUAAAUAUAUACCAAAGCAAAUCUCUAAACAAUGAAAGGCCUGUCAUGUAUUUGGGACACAAGAGGCACCAUUUUUGUGCCAGAAGCAGAAUGUUUAAGUGUGUUUUUGUUUUGUUUAUAAACAGUUCAGCAACAUAUAAACACUGGUUCAUAGUGUUUGAAACACAGGCGCUAAUCGUUAAACCAAGUUUAAGCACUUAUGUGGAAGUGAGACGAUAAUCACUGUUUUUAUUUUGGACCAAUUUGUAAGUUAAAACAAUCAGAAGUUGAGUGUGCAAUUGAUUUUGUUUUUAAGUAAAUCUACACUAACAUUUUUUGUGUAACAAAGUUUGGCUCAAACUACAUAUCCUAGCAGAUGUGCCCUGACGUUACCUGCACAAGUUGUAUCACCGGAAUAUAUAUUAAAAAAAACAAAAAAAAAAAACAACAAAAAAACAUGACCCAUUUAGAGCGGGUUAACUUUGAACAGGAGGAUUAAACUAGUAAAUGUUCCAUUCCAAAACGUUGGUCUAUCUAGCCACUUGCGCACAGAUACAAAUAUGAACAACAUAUGCAAAGCAUUCCUCACAGUUUAAGUUGAAAUUCUCUGUUCUGCUUGCAGCUCCAAGAGUUUCAAUACUAAUUCUAAUUUUAUUCACAAGCUCAUUGUGCAGUGCAGUUAAGAAAUG
Seriola dumerili (greater amberjack) is the source of this 3622-nucleotide messenger RNA. RefSeq names its product glucocorticoid-induced transcript 1 protein-like. Gene Ontology annotation, cellular component: cytoplasm. The record is from RefSeq and is a predicted model, not a curated record. The coding region runs from base 182 to 1654 and encodes 490 amino acids. Gene Ontology annotation, biological process: podocyte development. The transcript is spliced from 9 exons. Lineage: Eukaryota; Metazoa; Chordata; Actinopteri; Carangiformes; Carangidae.